This is a messenger RNA of Hordeum vulgare subsp. vulgare (domesticated barley), 1567 nucleotides long. RefSeq names its product probable feruloyl esterase A. Lineage: Eukaryota; Viridiplantae; Streptophyta; Magnoliopsida; Poales; Poaceae. Bases 348 to 1400 code for a protein of 350 amino acids. The transcript is spliced from 10 exons. The record is from RefSeq and is a predicted model, not a curated record. Gene Ontology annotation, biological process: lipid metabolic process.
AACCAAAUCCCCUUCCCUUCCCUUCCCUUCCCUCUCCUCCCGUGAUUUUUAAAUUAUUAAGCGUCCCUAAUUUAUUCGUCCCCUUCCUCGUCUACCACCUGCCACCCAGCAGCUUCCACGGCUCGAUUUUCUCCUUUGUUUUUUCAGCCAGUAUACGCAAUACGGCAAUAAAAUUCCGGCGCGAGCUCCGUCGGAUUCGCCUCCUCCUCCGACCCACCGGUUCGCGUCCGGCGAUCGCGCGGCGCGGGGAUUCGGCGGUGGGCUCGCCGGCGGAUCCGGUUCGGGCCCUCCGGUAAGGCGAUUCCGCGCGUCCUGUGCGCUAAGAUCGGCGGGUUUCAGUUCAGGGCAUGGAGCGCCGCGGGUUGCUCAAGGCGGCUCUGCUGGCGUGCUUGCUCGUCGUCUGCUCCGCCAGAGUACCUACAGUUAUACAACAGCCAUCCGCUACCAUAUACAACUCAACCCUUGCCAAGAUACUAGUGGAAUAUGCUGCUGCCAUCUACACUGCUGAUUUGACACAAUUGUUUACCUGGACAUGUGAUAGAUGUGGUGACCUGAUCGCGGGGUUUGAGAUGAUGGACAUCAUCGUAGAUGUGGAGAACUGCUUAGAGGCAUAUGUUGGUUUUGCCAGUGAUAUUAAUGCUGUCAUCGUUGUGUUUAGAGGAACUCAAGAAAACAGCAUCCAGAACUGGAUAGAGGACUUGCUAUGGAAACAACUUGAUCUUGAUUACCCUGGCAUGCCAGAAGCGAUGGUACACCGAGGAUUUUACUCUGCUUAUCACAACACAACCAUACGCGAUGGAAUUGUCAGCGGUAUUCAGAAGACUCGGAAAUUGCAUGGAGAUGUUCCAAUCAUGGUCACAGGGCAUUCAAUGGGGGCAGCUAUGGCUUCAUUUUGUGCACUUGAUCUUGUUGUGAACUACGGGUUAGAUGAUGUAAAGCUGAUGACAUUUGGGCAACCUCGCGUCGGCAAUGCUGCUUUUGCUUCUUACUUCAAGAGAUACUUGCCUCAUGCCAUUCGAGUUACUCACGCAAAUGAUAUCGUCCCUCACCUGCCACCGUACUUCUCGUUCUUCCCGCAGAAGACCUACCAUCACUUUCCAAGAGAGGUAUGGGUCCACAAUGUCGGGCUCGGGAGCCUGGUAUACACGGUUGAGAAGAUCUGCGACGACUCCGGAGAAGACCCUGCAUGCAGCAGAUCUGUGAGCGGCAACAGCAUUCAAGACCACAUAACCUACCUGGGCGUGAGCAUGCACGCGGAGGCCUGGAGCAGCUGCAGGAUCGUUAUGGACUACGCCGAGCUGCGGUACAAGAUGGACCUCCAUGGAAACGUCGUCUUGUCGAAGCUGCAGCAACAGCAGCCCGGUCUGUCGGACGAGCGAAGAAGACACAGCGCCCAGUGAAACCCAUGUAAAGAAGUUAUGUAUUAUCAUAGUAGCACCACGCACGCAGCCUGUCACUCCCCUCUCUGCUUCAUUGUUUCUGCAUUCAGAGAUGGGAUAACACCACCACGCUGGACUGGAAGAUGCUCUGUAAAUGUUCGUUUGGUAAUGUGAAGCAUUUUCCAGUA